AUGUCUUUAGAUAAACCAUGGCUUGAUCAGCAUUCCAAUCAGGGCGAAGCGAUCAACAGGCUUGAUAAACUUGAAAAAGAUAUGAAAGAUCCUCCAAAUAAUGUCGAUAAUGAUAUAGUGAAUCGAAUUCAUGGUUCGAUGAUCGGAAUGGCAUUAGGCGAUGCUCUUGGCGCUUAUGUCGAAUUUCGACCUCGACAUUACCCCGUUCAAAAUCCAGUAACCGAACUAAAAGAUGGCGGCACAUGGGGUCUUAAAAAAGGGCAGUUUACCGAUGAUACAUCGAUGGCUCUUUGUCUUGCAAAUUCAUUGGUAGCUCGUCAAGAUUAUGUACCUUACGAUCAACUAGUUCGUUACACAUGGUGGUACAAAAAUGGGUAUAUGUCUUCUACAGGAAGAUGUUUCGAUAUUGGUGCGGCCACCAAACAGUCACUGAGGGAAUUUGAACGUCGCCAAAUACACUUCGCCGCUAAACAUAAAAUUCCUCUUGAUCAAUUAGAUUUUCUUUCAGACCCUGAACUCUUGAAGAAGUUCGACGUGAAUUGCAGUGAAAAAGGUGUAGCUGGUAAUGGAGCUUUAAUGCGACUCGCACCUGUGCCACUGUUCUUUUAUAAACAUCCUAUUGAGGCUAUCGAGUAUUCAGGACUUAGUGGAUUAAUAACUCAUGGUGAUGACAAAGUCUAUGAUGCCUGUCGUUACUAUGGUGCUUUAAUCGUGGCUGCUGUCAAUGGUGCAACAAGAGAGGAACUACUUGAUGAAAAUUUCUACGAAAACCAUAAAGAAUGGUUCCGUAAUAAACCGCUUCAUCCGGACAUUAAAAAAAUUGUUCAAGGCUCUUACAAGAAAGGUGGAUACGAUGGAGGCAUUCGAGGUAAAGGAUACAUUGUCAGUGCUCUCGAAGCCGCUUUAUGGGCCUUUUGGUCUGAGAAGGACUCUUUCCGAGCUGGUGUUCUUGCAGCUGUGAAUCUUGGUGAUGACACUGAUACAACUGCAGCUAUCUAUGGUCAAUUAGCCGGUGCCUAUUAUGGUUAUGAAAAUCUACCCAAAGAAUGGACAAAAGAAGUAUACGCUACAAAUUUUAUUCAAUGUUUGAGCAAGUGGAUCGCUUAUGAAGGAACAAAAUGGUCACCAGAAGGAUCCAAAACUUCAAAAAUAUCUUUCGAGACUCUUAAUGAGUCACCUUACGAAAAGGAGACAAAUUUAAAUGAGUUACAAGUGUCGGAAAAAAAUCCAAACUAUCAGAUGCAAUCAUCGGCAAAAAAAAUAUAUACACGAUCAGAUUCAAUUUCAACAGUCAAACAAUUUACUGGCGUCGCAGCAAGUUCUCGGCCACGAAGUCGCACUUUUGUCGAUCCGUCCGAAACUUUGAAAUUCGAUUCAAAUAUGCAAUAUGGAGCUACUGGUCGAAAGGCAGUGGAACACGAGGAUUACUCAUUUCUACCUCAACGUAAGAUCUUUAAACUUCUAACUAUAUAG
Rotaria sp. Silwood2 is the source of this 1473-nucleotide messenger RNA. The record is from the annotation of a GenBank genome assembly. Lineage: Eukaryota; Metazoa; Rotifera; Eurotatoria; Philodinida; Philodinidae.